Molecule: messenger RNA, 2176 nt
Organism: Rotaria sp. Silwood2
Lineage: Eukaryota; Metazoa; Rotifera; Eurotatoria; Philodinida; Philodinidae
Source: the annotation of a GenBank genome assembly
AUGAACUUUAUCGAUAGUGUGGGCGUCAAACUGCUCAUUGAGAUUUUCAAAGAUAUGAAAAAACGCAACAUUCAUCUAUAUCUAAGCGAAUGUCGUUACGAUGUUCGUUACACGUUGGACUCGAUGGAUUUUUAUGGGAAUACGGAUGGUCGUAUAAUCUAUGUUUCGACACACGAUGCAGUUAUGGCCAUUCUGAUCGAAAUACAAAAUAGUAAGCAUAAAGGUCAGAUCAACUACGAAUUCUCUUUUAAUUUUUUUAGACUCGACGAUAGAAACUGUUUCGCAAACCAUCAUCACACAAUUCUGAGUUUUGACCUAGUGCUUUCUCUUUUUCUUUUCACAUUAAUCAGAAAACCGAAACAUAUCUUAUCAAAUAUUUUACUUAAUUCACACUAAUCACACAGCUAUUUAAACGUUUUUCAGUUUUUGUCUAGUAAUAAAUUUAAAGUACAGUCGUAUUCCAUUCGUGGGUGGUUCGGUGUGUGUUUGGGGUGCGUAUGUGUGCAUGAUUAUGGCUUAAUAGAGGACCGACAUUCACAUCAGCAUUCGCAACCACGCCCAUCCUCCCUAUUAAAACUGUUUGAGCGGGUAUGGGAGUGAGAAUUUGUUUUUCAUCCAAACCCACAAUCACACCCUGGCAAGGUAUUCAUAUUAAUCGCUUCAUCGAAUAGAGUUAGAUAGAUAGCAUCGAGUACUUUGUUGGGAAGCUCCCUGCCGAGGAGAAAAAAUCAAAACUAAAAUGGUUGCUGCGACCUUUUUUAGGUCUGUAUCACAGCUGUAUAGCAUAUGCGACAAUCGCGUCAAAUAAUCCUCUGGUAAUUUCAGGUCGAUUUUCGGGUGUGGGUAUUGGUGUGAUCUUCUCUUCACCACAUCUACACCCACCCAUACCCCUUUAAUAAAUUGACGCAUAUUGCAAGAUAUCAAAUCAAUUGCACGUAAGGCAACAUCUUUGGAUAUCUGAAAUGAUUCACGUUCGUGUAAUCGAAAUUGAGCAGAAUAUUCUAUAAGAAACAAAUCUGAAACAUUGUCAAUGAAACCAGUAUCAAUAGUACCAGCUGCUGAGAAGUGUUGAUAACUUGCGACAUAUUCUUGAGAAAUAUCGAAAUCAAUAUGAUUGUUUGCAAAAACGUUGCCAUUCGGUAGACAUGUUGCACUGCCUUGCCUAAACGGGCAGACGAAUUUUCGUUUGCAUUUUCUUCAUCAAAACCUAAACUUACAUUUAUCGUAUUCAAAUUUUAGGAUUAAACAAUUAUACUUUUCUAUUUGCAUGUAUUACCACAUAUGAUCAUUUCGUUAAUUGCGCAUCAUCUUCAAACGAGAAUACAACGUUUUCGAUAAACGACAAAAUGAUGCCAAAUUGAUGGAGAGAUGAAAAUAAAUUUUUAUUAAUUUGUCGAUGCAACAACUUAUCAGGACUUACAGGUCCAUCGAGAUGCCAAAAAAUAAAUCAACCAAUAGCGGAAUCAAAUGAUGAUCCAGAUUUCAUUCGGAUAAUUAUCUUGAAGAUUAUAUCACCAGUUGAGCAAUCCUAUAAUAAAAUAAAAUAAUAAACGUAAUUUAGAUACCAACCCAGGUCGAAAACCUACGAGCGCAUACAAACAUAAACAACAAAAUACGACAGAAAACACCCGCCGCAUGCAGUCAUCGUAAACAACAAGAGUAUACGCUGCACUACGAUCUUAUAUGAUGCUUAUCUACGACCCUCGCGCACGUUAGUUGUAAACGAUGACCGUAUAUAAGGCACGUAAUUUUGUCGUUCGUUUCUGUUACAGGGAAAAUUACGAUCAUCACAGAUGUAAGCUAAAUCGAACUUACGGUUAGUUGUGAUCCAUGGUUCCCCUGUAGACUACUAGAAGGCGUCACAUUAUCUCGUAUGCGGUUUCUUCUUUUAGUGUGAGGGUUUUAUAUUGUUUUUCUUUACGUUGUUCUUUGUCACGGAAGUAAGAACUUAAUAAUAACGUGUACUUCUGAGGUACAAUUUCAAUUCUUUACCUUUCGAACAACAAUAAAAUUCAAUAUUAAGUGAGGUUCGGUGCAUUAAAUAUUUUUUCGGUGUGGGUGUGGGUGUGGGUGGGGGUGAGUGGGUGCGGAUCAAAAGAUGAGGAACGAGAACACACACCCACACACCUACACCCACACCCACACCCACACACCCACACCCACACACCUACACCCA